Porites lobata is the source of this 1462-nucleotide messenger RNA. Lineage: Eukaryota; Metazoa; Cnidaria; Anthozoa; Scleractinia; Poritidae. The record is from the annotation of a GenBank genome assembly.
CUUAACGGCCCAUGCCAAGGUUGCGAAGCAAAUUGCGUACAAAAUUUGCUACAAGAAACUGAAUCUGAAGACACAAUUUGGAGGCGCGUGACGUGGAAAUUUGCUACACGCGCGGGAUUAAUCAUUUAUUAUCGAUUAGUUACUUGAUCCGACACUCUCAUUUAGCUCUCAAAAAAAAGCUGCUAUUAAUGUCUCAAUUUGAUGAAUUUUAACGCCAUUUCAUUUUUUGGGAACUGCUUCGAUAGACAGAACAAAAUGUCGGAAACUCAUCACGCUUCAAUAGUAAAGAACUCGACAAGAAAAGGCUGUUGCCCAAAAAGGAAACGUUCUUCGCAAACUCCGCGCAUAAUUUCCGCCAUUCUUCAUGGUAAAGCCACGCUGAUACAAAGUUAUAGAGCGGUGAAUCUUUAUCGCUUUGAACAUGUAAAUGACAAGGACGACGCUAUGGUAGUUAUAGCAGAGGAGUGGCCCUUUGGAAGACGAAAAGUUCCGCCGGAGAAACUAAGUAUCAGUAAACAGGCAGGUAAAUAUUUUGAAGUUGUUUGCGCUUAUAAGACAAGCAGUGACUGUAUCACCAGGGAUUCUAAGAAGAAAUAAAAGAGCUUAGGAACAGCACAAAGGCAGCGAGGAAAUUAGUCCAUAUGAUCCACCGAAACAAAGACUUUCAAUUUCGAUGAACUCCCUUGAAGAGUCGAAGGAUUUCCUUGUACACGGCAGCCCGGUCGAAGGUUAGCGAAGUCACUUUGCUUCUGGAAUGGACACCGCAUAUGAUAUGAUUGUCACCUUUCAAAAACUGUAUAAUUUAUCACUAAGAGACUUCAGAGUCAUCUCGUAACAACGUGAUUCAAGUUUAAGGUGAUGUUACGCGGGACGAUUCGUAACAACGAUUUUUAGCGCUACACAGCGUUGCAAUGUUGGAACAAUGUUGUAACUAUUCGAAACAAUGCCGCAACAAUGCUGCAACUCUGAGUUGCCCUAAAAAUAAACCGUCGUUGCGAAUCGUCUCGCUUAACAUCUCCCUUAUGAAUCACUCAACCUUCAAUGGAGACCUUUCUCAUGUAAGCAGCAUUAGAGAGUAUCAAGGUUUGAUCUCUUAUGGUGCACUUGGUAAUGCAGACUUUUCUCCUUUGAAUAUUAGGGCCAUUUAAACAAGGAAAAAGUCGUCUUCAAAACGGCAAAAGCUAUGUACCAUUUUGAAUAGCUUAUAAGCUGCGUCUUAGCUCAGUUGCUACUAAUAAUUUAGUCUGGAAUACAUUUUUUGUUCCAUUUACACGAGAACUUCACGUUCUCGCGUCUUCUGUAAUACGUGUCAUAUUUUUUCUGGUAUAAAUAGCACUAUUUAUUGCGCGAAACUCUGAACCAAAUUGAAUAAAACGAUGACAGGCGUGUUUGCAACGGUAAAAUUGCAUUUAUUUACAUUCAUUACAAACAGAAGUGGGGAGCUUCAGAGAACUGGUGGCGU